Anastrepha obliqua is the source of this 1872-nucleotide messenger RNA. RefSeq names its product protein krasavietz (gene kra). The transcript has 10 exons. Lineage: Eukaryota; Metazoa; Arthropoda; Insecta; Diptera; Tephritidae. The coding region runs from base 246 to 1523 and encodes 425 amino acids. Gene Ontology annotation, cellular component: cytoplasm; membrane. The record is from RefSeq and is a predicted model, not a curated record. Gene Ontology annotation, molecular function: protein binding.
GUGUCAUUUCUUAUGCAUGAAUAAAAAGGCGGAUGUAAAGAAGAAUUAACAAGAAAAACAGGAAGGAAAAAGAAGUAGCAAUAAGCAGAAGGCCUUUGAGUUAAUUAGUGUACGUGCGGGCUAGCUUGAGAUUUCUUAAGUGAACAAAUAAUAAUUUGGUGACUGUUGUGUGAGAUCAAGCGUCGGAAGCUCGUUGAGAAGGCAUUUGAACUUUUAUUUCCACAGUUUGAACUCCAAUUUAUUGUAUGAGUCAAAAAAUUGAAAGACCAGUACUAUCAGGUCAGCGCAUCAAGACCAGAAAAAGAGAUGAAAGAGAGAAAUAUGACCCAACGGGAUUCCGUGACGCGGUCAUUGCUGGUCUCGAAAAAACUGAAGGUGACUUGGAACAAAUCUCUAAAUAUUUAGACAGCGCUGGUAACAAACUCGACUACCGUCGCUACGGCGAAGUACUAUUUGAUAUAUUAAUUGCUGGAGGUCUCUUAGUUCCGGGAGGAUCAAUCUCUCAGGAUGGCGAGAAGCCCCGCACAAGUUAUUGCAUAUUCGAAGCAAAUGAAGACAUUGAGACGAUGCGCAGUCAUGAGCAGGUGUUUGUCAAGCUCAUGCGUCGAUAUAAGUACUUGGAGAAGAUGUUUGAAGAGGAAAUGAAGAAGGUGUUGGUAUUCAUUAAAGGUUUUACUCCAAGUGAACGCACCAAACUUGCGCGUAUGACAGCGCUCUGGUUAGUUAAUGGUUCUGUGCCCCCAAAUGUUCUGUUGGUACUGAACAACGAACAUUUGAUUAAAGAUGGCAUUGCUCUCGACUUCCUUAUCGAGGUAUUUGUCGCUUUCAAAAUAGAGAAGGGCAUGGCAUAUCUGGUACAAGCUCUCAAAAAGGGUGGACUUGAAAGCAAACUAAUGGACUUUUUCCCACCAAACAAACGUACUGAAGAAUAUUUAAAGCAAGUUUUUCUUGAAAAAGAUCUAGCCGAAAUUAUAAAAUUACACAAAGCACAGGCCAGUCAAGAGGCCAAGCGUGAACUCCAACAAACGCUUAUCGAUGAUAUUAACGACGAGAAGGCACACUCCGAAAUCACAGUAGACAUUAAGGAAUUCGCUCUGCGAAAUAACAUUCCCGAUCACGAGAUUAUAAUCAUAAUUUGGUCGACUAUAAUGUCGCUCGGUGAAUGGAACAAGAAGGAAGAGUUGGUCACCGACCAAGCGGUGCGUCAUCUCAAAGCCUAUUGUCCAUUGUUGCAGGCUUUCGCCACAACUGAUCGCUCUGAGUUGGCUUUAAUUUUGAAAGUACAGGAAUUCUGCUAUGAAAACAUGAACUUUAUGAAGGCCUUCCAAAAGAUCAUAUUGCUAUUCUACAAAACCGAAGUAAUAUCAGAAGAGAGCAUACUCCGGUGGUACAAAGAUGCUCACUCCAACAAGGGUAAAAUGCAUUUCCUAGAACAAAUGCGUAAAUUUGUCGAAUGGCUGCAAUCAGCUGAAGAAGAAUCUGAAUCCGAAGAUGAACAAAAGGCACAAAGUAAUGGUGAAUAACAUAAUGUCAUGGACAUUAUAAUUUGGAGAGGAUUUUAAGAUGCAGCAAAUGAACCGCAUUGUACCGUUAUUCUCUUACGAGAAUAGUUCUAAUUAAAAGAUGAAGAUGAAAAGUAACCAACCACCUCCACCUCUUCCUGCUCCUAUAACAACGACUCUAUCGACGAUUGCAUAAACUGGCAGAUAACAAUAUAAAAUCAUAAUCUACAUACACAUACCAUCAAGUAUACAUAUAUACACAGCAUAUAAGAUGAAUCAUUUCUCACAUUAUAGCAAAAUGUUUACAAAUAUGUUUUUAACAUACAAAAAAUGGAAAAAGCAAUUAAAAUAUACUAUAUUAUACAUUAAA